Messenger RNA from Cyphomyrmex costatus, 1322 nucleotides. Its product is annotated as torsin family member. NCBI's taxonomy places the organism in Eukaryota, Metazoa, Arthropoda, Insecta, Hymenoptera, Formicidae. The record is from RefSeq and is a predicted model, not a curated record. Gene Ontology annotation, molecular function: ATP binding; ATP hydrolysis activity. The transcript is spliced from 3 exons. The coding region runs from base 245 to 1309 and encodes 354 amino acids. Gene Ontology annotation, biological process: cellular response to misfolded protein.
AUAAUUAUUUCUAUGUUAAUAUUUUUUUAUUAUGCGCAGGCCUUAUAGCAUAUUAGAUAGAAGUAGAUGAAGAAACAUGGUAUAAUUCUGGAAGGUAUUGGAACACUGGAAGGUCUGACUGAAACGUUGAAACUUUGAUAAGGGCCAUGCAUAGUAUGGCAUACCGUCGAGGGCCUGUGAUCAAGGUUGAUCUAAUGAUCUGUAGAAAGGACGAUUAUAAAAGACAACAAAAAUAUUCGAUAACAUGAAUCUUGUCGAACGUGUUUUGCUACCUUCACUAAUUUUUACAUUCCUCUUGUUUGCACGAUGCGCACAUUGCGCUCUUAUAACUUUGAGUAUAGCCGGCGCAGUAAGUAGUUUAGGUUAUUACGCGUACGAAAAGUACAAAUGCCAGUAUCAGGAAUGCUGCACAGAUGAAUAUAUCCCUGCUGACUUAGAUGGAUUGGAGUAUAUAUUUGCUGCUAACUUAUACGGACAACAAAUUGCUCAUGUAACCAUCAUAAAUGCAUUUCGGUGUCACUUGGAAAAUCAAAAUCCAUCUAAAGCAUUGGUCAUGAGUUUUCAUGGCACACCAGGAACAGGUAAAAAUUAUGUCGCACAGAUGAUUGCCAAAACUUUUUAUAAAAAGGGUGUUGAGAGCAACUAUUUUUAUUUUUUCAAUGGCCGUAAUGAUUUUCCUCUGCAACAGAAAGUAGACGAGUACAAGGACGAUUUGUAUAAAAUUAUUUUGAAUGCUCUGCAAAAAUGUGAGAGAUCGAUGUUUGUGUUCGAUGAAGUAGACAAAAUGCCAGAGGAUCUACUAAAUGUAUUAGUUCCAUUUCUAGAUUAUAAGGACUAUCAUAAGUCCAUUAAAAGUGGCUUCACAUAUCAGAACAAAGCUGUUUUUAUAUUUCUCUCAAACACUGGCAGCACUCAAAUAGUGCAGCAUCUUACAAAUGUAUGGAUGGCUGGUAAAGGUCGAGAAGACACAAAACUACAGGAUUUUGAAAAAUUAAUAGUUGAGGGAGCAUUUAGAGAGAAGGGUGGUUUCCAUUAUAGUGAUACUAUACAGACUAGUGUGAUCGAUCAUUAUGUACCUUUCCUGCCUCUUGAGGAAAUACAUGUUAGAAAAUGCUUGAAAAAGGUUUUCAAAGACCGAGAUAUUACUCCGACGGAGGAGAUGGUAGAGGAGGUACUGUCACAUGUAACUUUUGGCCCUGAACCUUAUAAUUUGUACUCCAUGGCUGGCUGUAAAAGGAUAGAACAGAAAGUUGCUACUAUUGUAUAUCGUAAACAAACGGAAUCUAAACUUGAUCUUUCGGAGUCUUAGUUGAAGCCUUAAC